CUGUUGUUGGGUUUCCGGUCUCUGGUCAGGGAAGCGGUAGACAGCCAAGGCUGACAUGGCGUCCAGUUACUCUCCCAAAGAUGACGAAGCUCACCAGCACAAGAGCCGGAAACCCGAUAACACGGCAUUCAAGCAGCAGCGCCUGCCCGCCUGGCAGCCCAUCCUGACGGCUGGCACCGUGCUACCCGCCUUCUUCAUCAUUGGCCUGGUCUUCAUCCCGAUUGGUAUCGGCCUUUUCGUCACCUCCAACAAUAUAAAGGAAAUCGAGAUUGACUACACAGGCACCGAGUCAGAUUCUCCUUGUCAUAAGUGUGCUGUGAAUGGGACAUGGAACACUACAUGUGAAUGUGUGGUACCCUUCCAGCUGGAGCAACCGUAUGAGGGAAAUGUUUUCAUGUAUUAUGGAUUAUCAAAUUUCUACCAGAACCACAGGCGAUACGUUAAAUCAAGAGACGACAGUCAGCUUAAUGGAGAUGAAGGCUCUUUGACUAGUCCCAGUAAGGAAUGUGCACCAUAUCGCAUGAAUAAAGAUGUACCAAUUGCCCCUUGUGGAGCUAUUGCAAACAGCCUUUUUAAUGAUACUCUAAAGUUGUACUAUGUUGAUAAUGGUACCGAAACGGAGAUUCCUUUGAUCAAGAAAGGCAUUGCAUGGUGGACAGACAAGAAUGUUAAGUUCAGGAACCCAUCUGGGGCAUCCAAUUUAUCUUAUAUCUUCAAAGAUACUACAAAACCUGUGAACUGGCCUAAACCAGUGUAUGAACUGGAUCCAGAGGACAAGGACAACAAUGGAUUCAUAAAUGAAGAUUUCAUAGUGUGGAUGCGCACUGCAGCUUUGCCUACGUUCCGUAAGCUGUACAGGCUUAUUGAGAAAAAGGAUUCAUUUGCACCUACCCUGCAGCAUGGAAAUUAUACUCUGCAUGUUACCUACAAUUAUCCAGUCGAUAGCUUUCAUGGACGAAAAAGAAUGAUCUUGAGCACCAUUUCUUGGAUGGGAGGAAAGAAUCCAUUCCUGGGGAUUGCUUACAUCACUGUUGGUUCUAUCUGCUUCUUUCUGGGAGUUGUACUGUUGAUCAUCCACCACAAAUAUGGAAACCGUAACAGCAGCACUGAAAUUGCUAAUUAGUGGUUUUUGCAACUGCGUAAUUGCAUGUGCCGCCGUCAAGUUUCUGUGAUAAAGCCUUAGAAAACUAAGCAGGCAGUUUGACUCUUGUCUUCAGUACAUUUUCAGCGUCUGAUAUCUUCCCAAAUGAGCUCAGAAUAUUUUCAUUUGCAAGUGAAACCUUGUAGUGCAGAAAUGCUUGAUCACUUUUCAUACCACUUAAGGUAGUAACUCUAAACUGAAAUUCUGUGUAUAUGGUUGUUAAUAUUUUUAAAAGUAUAAAUGACUUUUAAUGUUUAAGACCAGUAAAGUGCAUUCUUGAUUUUACUUGUCAAGUAAAAACUAAAUAUGAAAAUACUGUGGAUGGUAUGCAAGGAUAUAGACAGGUUACUUUCAAUGCAUUUUAAGAUUACACUUCACACUCUCUUGCCUCCUCGCUCAGCAUUAAUGAACUGUGGUCCACUCGUGUUCAUCCUUGGUAAGACACAUCUGUGCUCAAAUUGCCUAUAUGUCUUGGUAUUUCCUGCAGAGAAAUUUUCUCCUUUUGAAAAUCUCAGGUUAUUUUGCUAACUGUCCUUACCCAGUGUAUUUGCAUUACAUGUAAGAAUAAGCCAUUCAUUGUAUGUUGAAGUCUGAGAGGUGUGAUUUUUGAGAAGAAUUUAAUUUUGCAAUGCAAAAUACUAAUGAAAUUGGGACAGCAUGAAGCAGAUUCAAAUUAUUCUGAUUAUUAAGGUGGAGAAAAAACAUUCUGCUGAAGAGGAGCUAAAGUACU
Molecule: messenger RNA, 1871 nt
Organism: Mobula hypostoma (lesser devil ray)
Lineage: Eukaryota; Metazoa; Chordata; Chondrichthyes; Myliobatiformes; Myliobatidae
Product: cell cycle control protein 50A-like
Exons: 7
Coding region: 56-1123 (355 amino acids)
Cellular component (GO): plasma membrane; Golgi apparatus; endoplasmic reticulum
Source: RefSeq, a predicted model, not a curated record